Molecule: messenger RNA, 1179 nt
Organism: Cylindrotheca closterium
Lineage: Eukaryota; Bacillariophyta; Bacillariophyceae; Bacillariales; Bacillariaceae
Source: the annotation of a GenBank genome assembly
AUGACGUCUGACAAGUCAACGACGACUGCUUCUCUCGAAGAAACCUUGCGAAAAGUAGAUGCCUCCCUUCUGCCAUCAAUUGAAAACACGGUAUCGAGUACGACGUUCUCAAAAGAGGAUAUGCUCGAUUUUCUGGAUGUUAAGAGUAGCCUGAUGGCAUCGUACAUGAUUGAUUUGACGCUAUAUAUUCGAAACAAGAAUAGUGGAAAGGUGGACGAGAAAAACAUCCGUCGGCUCACAGAGAUGAAAGUUGCUUUGGAUAAAAUGCGAGGAUUAGACAAGAAGCUUCGUUAUCAAAUUGAAAAACUUCUGAACGCAGCUACUUCAGCGUCCACGUUUGCUUCUGCUGGCGACAACUUUGGCCCAGAAGAUCCACUGCAGUUCCGAGCGAAUCCAGAGCUUAUGGAAGAGAAGGCAGACGGCUCUAGCGAUGACUCGUUCGCGUCUGAUGGUGAUGACAUGGAGGAAAUGGGUGGAAAGAAUGGUGCUGACGAAGACGACGACUUGCAAGCCGCCCGAAAGACAGUUUCUCUUGCCAAAGACAAGAAGAAACGCGGGGAGGCUGAGUCAGAAAAUGGGCUGUAUCAAGCUCCACGCCUUACUGCUGUUCCUUAUACACACGACGUUGAAGGAAGGCAAAAAGAGAAGGAAAAGAGAUCCAAACGUCGUCUCCGGGCGACAGAACUUGCACAAACUUUGCGUGCGGAGUAUGGGGAUACACCGGAGCAAGAAGACAUGCACGGUGGCAGUGAUUACGGAAAGCAGCGUGCUGCUGCACGUCGUCUGGCAGAACGUGAGGCAGAGAAGACAAGAGCCGAGGAAGCAGGCAUGGUCCGCCUCAUUACUUCGAAGAAAGACAAGAAAGAAAAGAAGCGUAUAUUGCGGAUGGAAAGUAGCAACCUCGGUGCUAUUUCAGAUUUGAGCAAUCUUGUUCGAGAGGCGAGAGAUUUUGGUAGAGAAGAUGGAAGUGAUGGUGACGGCGACUUUCCUGAUAGUGCACCAGUUGAAGAUCCCGGAGACCGCCACCACAAUGGAAAGCGGGUCCGAAGCCGUGAUACGUAUAGUGAAAGAUCUACGAAAAAACGUGGAAAACCUGGAAAAGCAAAGAACUCACUUCAGGCUGCUUUGUAUGCUACCGGUAGUGAGGGAAAGACGAAGUCCAAAAAGAGUAAACGGUAA